CUAACAUUCGAAGCGAUCGGACGCGAGUUCUAACAGUGUCUGGGAGAAGCGGAGAAGCAUAGUUUAUACAUACAAACAAACAAUCUUAAACGUUUACAUAUCAGAGGGAUUUUAUCGCCACAACGUGCACAUCUCACGUAGCUAGAUAAGGAUUCAACCAUAUAAUUAUGACAGAAAAUUGUCUGAGCGAUUUGUGUACCCAAAAUGAAGUGGAAGGAUUAUCAUCCGAAUCGACUGUUUCGGCUGGAGUCUACUUUGGCUUUUGCACCCUGAUCUCUCAUAUUCUGCUAACCGGAAUCACUGUGGCCAUUGUCUAUAAGUGCUUAGUCUUGAAACUGGUUCAUACAGCUGGACAUGCCUUCUAUUGUACAAUUGGGUUUGUCUUUUUCAUGGGCGAAGCUCUGCUAGUGCGAAAUAGUCAAUAUUUGGAGAAUCUGUUGGGACAUCUGAAUCUAAAUCGCUUGCACGCCAUCCUGGGACUGCUUGCCUUUGUUGUUGGGAUCGGCGGCGUUGGGAUUAAGACUUGGCAGAAGUUGGAACGCAAACGCGAAGAUCCGGAGGCAAAGGUUCGGCAUUUCAAGAGCAAUCACGCUUUCUAUGGUAUAGUCGGUUGUGGGCUUCUGCUCGGCAGUGUGAUCAGUGGUGUUCCCCUCUACUUUGGUGCCAGCAGCAGCUCAACGAUCAAAUUCCUACAUCGCUUCUUCGGUCUAAGUGGUUUCCUUCUGCUGAUGGUAUCGCAAAUGUUUGGCUACAAUACAGGAUUCGGUCGACGUCAAUGGAAGCCUCAUCAUCAGAAAUUGUUUAAAUUUUUUACAUUCAUCGCCACCAUUACGACUGUGAACUAUGAAUUCAGGAGAUUUGUGAGAGACAUCAUUGUGUGGAUCAGCCGUGGCCUGUUUGAGGCUGCUUCUAUCCAGCACAGAGAAGAUCUAUAAACUCACUUGCCCAAAAUAGAACAAUCAGUUCGCAUUUCAGGAACAAAAAUUCAUGCAAUUAGCAAAGAAUAUAUUACAUUUAGUUAAAUCAUUAUAAAUAAGCCUAGCUAAAAUACAGUUUAACUGAUAAGAUACAAUUUCCUCAAAUUUUAAAAUUAAAUGCAUUUUUUUUACCACUUUAAAGACUUGUUAUGAGAAUGGAUGUAGCAGGAUGAAAAGAAGUCAGAAAGUCAGUCUAUUUGGGCCAGGUUUGAACCGUGUCUAUCAGAGUGUAACAGCAUUGGCUCAUUCUCUUCAAAUUAAUAAAUUGAAACGGAUUAUUUAAUCAAAGGCUAAAAAAACGCCAUUGAAUGUAUAAUUGUUCGAUAACUUUAUUGUGUGAUUAUAAUAAUUGUACGAUACAUACAUUUUUUGAUUAUAUAAGUUUCUUGUUUGUUGUUUCAUAACAUACAUUAACAUAAGACACAUUCCUUCAAUUCAGUUUCGGAUUUGUGGAUGAAAGGAAAAUAAAGCAAUCACCAAAUGUUUCUUACAUACAAAAUAAAUUGACAAAUAAUACGCGGAUUCUUAGCAUUUUUGACAUAAUGGGCGUUAGUAGUACACAUUACAUUAAACUUAAAUGAUAUGGGAAUAAUUGUAUA
Molecule: messenger RNA, 1576 nt
Organism: Drosophila willistoni
Lineage: Eukaryota; Metazoa; Arthropoda; Insecta; Diptera; Drosophilidae
Exons: 3
Coding region: 168-935 (255 amino acids)
Molecular function (GO): transmembrane monodehydroascorbate reductase activity
Source: RefSeq, a predicted model, not a curated record